This is a messenger RNA of Musca vetustissima, 595 nucleotides long. Its product is annotated as NADH dehydrogenase [ubiquinone] 1 alpha subcomplex assembly factor 3. The record is from RefSeq and is a predicted model, not a curated record. Bases 26 to 595 code for a protein of 189 amino acids. The transcript has 3 exons. NCBI's taxonomy places the organism in Eukaryota, Metazoa, Arthropoda, Insecta, Diptera, Muscidae. Gene Ontology annotation, cellular component: mitochondrial inner membrane. Gene Ontology annotation, biological process: mitochondrial respiratory chain complex I assembly.
UAAGUGGUUAAAUAGUUGGAGAAUUAUGUAUUUAAACGGUUUGAAACGAAGUGCCACCAUUGCCAGUGGAGUAAUCCGAAGAAAUUUAUUCCAAUCGGCUACGAAAUUACACAGCAAAGCAUAUGAUUAUGAUGGCAAAACAAAAAUCGACAUAUUCAAUACUCAACAGGAUUUGGGUAUUAUGAUUACGGGUUAUAGCCAAUUUGGUUUUCGUAUGAAUAAUGAUAUGGUUGUGAUUGGCCCAGUGGCAGUGUUUCCAAGAUCGCUGCUGUCGUGGAAUGUUAACUCGGUGGAUGAUAUUAAUGAAGAAAGUCUAUCGCUGUUUACCGCUCUGGAACCCAAAAUUGAUGUUUUGAUUUUAGGCAUUGGUGAUCAAACACCCUCACCAAAUAUCUCCAAAGAGAUUUUAAGUUUUAUGAGAAAAUACAAAAUCAAUGUGGAGGUUUUGAGAACGGAACAGGCCUGUGCUACAUUUAAUUUCCUGAAUGCCGAAAAUCGCAUGGUGGCCUCAGCCUUGAUACCGCCACUGCAUAUUUCUUAUAAUGAAAAUGAUUUGAUGGCCACAAGUGCUAGGAAGUUGCAGGAAGGUUUUUAG